Messenger RNA from Ceratitis capitata (Mediterranean fruit fly), 1999 nucleotides. RefSeq lists its product as uncharacterized. Gene Ontology annotation, cellular component: nucleus. Gene Ontology annotation, biological process: negative regulation of Notch signaling pathway; positive regulation of neuron differentiation. Gene Ontology annotation, molecular function: transcription corepressor activity; DNA binding. NCBI's taxonomy places the organism in Eukaryota, Metazoa, Arthropoda, Insecta, Diptera, Tephritidae. Bases 286 to 1503 code for a protein of 405 amino acids. The transcript is spliced from 3 exons. The record is from RefSeq and is a predicted model, not a curated record.
GGUUGCCUAGCAGAAUUUUAUGUAUAAAUAUUCUUCUAUUCUGCUUCAAUUAUGUACUACAUACCUGGGUAAAUGUGUAUGUAUCUACUGGAAAGGAGUGUAUUAUCAGUAUUAUUGGAAGGAUUUUACAUGUUAUGUAUCUGAAUGUAGCAGGAUUGUCCUAGACUACUAAGAGCACUUUAAAGAGCAAAUAACAAAUAUACAAGGAUCAUUCAAUAUUUUUUCAGAUACAUAUAUACAUAUGUAUGUACAUACUUAUUAAAUAUAAAAAUUGAUCGCAAAGCAAUGAACAAUCAACCUCCCAACCUUCCUGGAAGGCGGUAUUCGUCAAAUGAAAUACAGCAUCGCGACGAAAGCGAAAUGAGUGAAACUAUAAUUGCUGAUAGCGCCUUCGGUCAAGAAGAACUUAUAGAAAUAGAGAUUUCUGAAGAAUUUAGAGAAAUGAAUUUAAACGGCCCGGGUGAUUCUGAAAUGUUAGAAAUUUGUUUGUCUGACCCUAAUCAAAUUGAAAGGAAAGAAAGCAAUAUAAAUUUUGAACCAAGAGAUCAGAUAAAACUAAUCGAUCAGCCAAAUGGAAGGCUAGAAACUCCUGCAACAACUUCGAGGACAUUUGAAGUUUACAACACACCACAAUACAUACCAACGCAAAGUCUUUCACCUGAAGAACUACAGCCCUCUACUUCAAGACACUGCCGCGAAACUUCAAGGUCUUCUGAAGUUUACAAACAACCACAAUCCAUAUCACAAUUAUUACCAAUACAAAAUCUCUCGCUUGAUGAACUACAGCCAUCUACUUCAAAACACUGCAGCACGAAUUCAAAGACUUGUGAAGAUUACAAACAACCACAAUCCACCUCACAAUACAUAUCAACCCAUAGUCUUUCGCCUGAAGAACUACAACCCUCUACUUCAAGACACUGCCGGGAAAUUUCAAUGUCUUCUGAAGUUUACAAACAACCACAAUACACACAAACAAGACUGAGCCUUUCACCUGAAGAACUACAACCAUCAACUUCGAAACACUGCAGACCAUUAAUAUCAAAAAACGCAAAGGAUCUGAAUAAGAUAGGUAAAAAAAUAAAGAAACCGAGAAGCCCGCAAAACAUAAUUACCAGAAUAGAACCAAUAAGAGAAAGAUAUACAACUAUGGGACCAAAUAGAACACUGAUUGAAACCAGUGUUUUCGACCAAAUACCUUGGGACAAUCCAUCAGCGGCCACACGGAGGCUUAUGUCUGCCCUCUUCAGUCGUGAGACCUUAGCCACUCACUCGUUGACCGCUAGACCCUCUCCAGUCUUUAAGAAUAAACGUAUUAGUAGUAUGUUAGAUCAAAGAAGAAUAGAAGAUAUAAUUUACAUUGUUUCGCGAAAAUGUGGAGUUACCGAAAAAGAAGUACGAAAUAUAAUUAGCACAAAGUGCGCUGAUGAAAAAAAAAUUAAAAAACUAAUUGAGAAUAAAAAUAAAGCGCAAGCAGACAAAAAUAGGGAGAACGAGGACACCUAAGAUGUAUAGAUGUAUGUUUGUUACAGCUGAAAAUAAUAAUAAUAAGUUUAUUUGUUCCGUCUAUGUAUUACGUUAAGUAUCUGAAAAUAUUGCGGCUGUGAAUUAGGCAAAUUUUAAAUGACACCGUUUUACAUUUAUUAUUAGAUUUAUUUUCAAUUUGUGUCAUAAGUAAUUAUUAACAUUGUGUAUUUGAUAUUGAAUAACAAUUGAUAUCUUGUAUUUAUUUACAUCAACAUUUAUUGCAUAUUAUAAAAACAUGACAAAAAAUAAAGUGCAGAAACACCUAUUAAAUUACUUUUUUCCUUUCUUUAAUUCAUACAGCCUUCUACUUACAAUGGUACUAACCAAAUUGUAAAUUAAUCAUUUUAAUACAUACAUACCAGUAUAUUUUUGCGAAAAAGAAAUAAAUAUAUAAUAUAUUGUAUAUCUACCCCCAUUCAUUAGUGGGUUGCAGUUAAUGAUAAAAAUUGACGCAUUGAUACGUUUAUGUAACGCU